CUGCUUGAUCUGGUCGCGCAGSGCAGAAGGAACUGUUCUGGCGCAGGCAGCAGAUGCAGGGUCCAGGUAUAAAUCCUGUCCUGCUAUUUCUCAGCAGACAUGGAAGAUAAGUCUGUCCUUGAGCAGGAGUUCAGACGACAGACGACUCCCGCCAUCAACCAAAAGCGGGCAAGUUAAAAACAGCAGAAACAAAUUAUCAAGAUGAAUUAUACGACCGACUUCUUCAGCGACAUAUACAGCACCGUAUCAGUAAGCUGUUUGUAACACACGCAAAGGAUUUUGCCAUCGCGUCUAACGGAGUUCUUCCCGCGGACUAUUUCUGGAAUUCGAUCGUUAUCAUGGAAAUGUACACUGACGUCCUACUUGUCACCGCAAAUGUUGGAUCAUUAUUCGACAAUGUGGGUGAGAUUGAGAGUGACUGGAUGCGAGAAUUCUUUGGGACAGUCCAGAGUCACAAACCACGCUUCAUCGCCCUGCAUUUCCAGGAGGUUGGAGGGAAGGACUACAUGGUCAACAUGGGCCAUGCAGAGAACUUCUUUUGGAACAUUGAGUCCAAUAAGGAGAUGAGGGACUUUGACAGGGUCUGCACCUAUGUGGACAGCCACUUCAAGAACGUGGACAGCUUCACUGCCUUGGGAAGCAUGUACUUCAUCCAUAAGUCAUUGAAAAACAUCUACCAAUAUGAUUUUAAUGUUAAGGAUUUUAAAGCAGUGUCUGGACAGAACAAGUAUGUAGGCUCCCUGGAUGAAGUAACCACAGUGGAGAAAGAAAAAUUCCUGAAGAAUUUCUGGCCCGAUUUCAAAUGGUCUAGGAAGGGCUUUAUGAGGACCCGGUGGAUCAUUCACAACCAGGGUCUGGACCUAGUCAACGUACACCUCUUCCAUGAUGCCUCCAACCUCAUUGCCUGUAACGCCAGUCCCUCCAUUUACUCAGACAACCGCCAGAAGGCCCUGAGAUAUGUCAUCAACAGGAUAUCAGACAGCAGCUACACCCCACUCCCCUUCUUCUUGUUUGGGGAUUUCAACUUCCGCCUGGACACCCUUAGCCUGGUCCAGAACUUGUCCACUUCAGCAGUGGUGCAGACAGUGAAGAAGGACAGCAGUAAUGAGGUGGAAAAAAUUAUCUGUGAGCAGAAGGACAAUCACCACAAGGUUCUUCUCCAUAUUGAGACCAAGAUAUUUGCCUACCUGCACCAGGCAGUGUUCACAGAGGACAACGGCAGAGCGAUUCUGAAGUAUGACAAGGAGAUCUCAGCCUUUCAAGAUGUCAUUACAGAGGAAGACAUCCUGUUUCCACCCAGUUACCCAUACAGUGAGGACUACACUAAACCCACCCAGUACGUGAACACUCGCUGCCCCUCCUGGUGUGACCGCAUUCUCAUGUCUCACACUGCCCAAGACAUCAUCCACAGGAGAGAUGAGGGAGCYAGCAGUGUGGUUUACAACACAAUGGGCCCUAAUGUCUGCAUGGGAGACCACAAGCCUGUUUUCUUGUCCUUUGCACUGAAGACGAAUGGCCAUUGACAAGGAUCCCGCUCAAUGGAAUGCCAGUAUCUAUCCAACACAAGUCCCACUGGCCAUCACCAUCACACUCCCACUCCACUAUCUGUACCAGAGGA
This is a messenger RNA of Salvelinus sp. IW2-2015, 1618 nucleotides long. RefSeq names its product inositol polyphosphate-5-phosphatase A-like. Lineage: Eukaryota; Metazoa; Chordata; Actinopteri; Salmoniformes; Salmonidae. Gene Ontology annotation, biological process: phosphatidylinositol dephosphorylation. Gene Ontology annotation, molecular function: inositol-polyphosphate 5-phosphatase activity. The record is from RefSeq and is a predicted model, not a curated record.